This is a messenger RNA of Mollisia scopiformis, 1013 nucleotides long. RefSeq lists its product as uncharacterized. The record is from RefSeq and is a predicted model, not a curated record. Bases 137 to 850 code for a protein of 237 amino acids. Lineage: Eukaryota; Fungi; Ascomycota; Leotiomycetes; Helotiales; Mollisiaceae. The transcript has a single exon.
UGAUAGAGAUAUUUCCAAAAGCAAUGACUGGUGAUUCUUAGAGCAAGUCAUUCCUCAUCAUUCACCAAAGUGAUUAUGAAUCACCUCCUUUGAACAAACAAAGUGCGCUCAUCUGCAGAACAUAUAACAUUCCAACAUGCUACUCUCUUACAUUCAGAGCACAGCAUCCACCAGGACAUCAACCUCAAAAUGUGGUCCACCUGGUCCCAUCCCCUCCAGCGCCCUGCCUCUCCGCAGAUUCAACUCCUCAUCCAACACCACCAAACCUCCCUCUCCACCAAAGGAACCCAUCCAGUCUCCGCCCUCCAGAGACUCAACACCUUCACCAAUCCCCAGCACAAAAGUGGAAACCUCACAGGAACAGCCCUUCUGCUGCCCCUCCCUCGACCUCCCAAUCUACUCCCCAACAUCCCACGCCCUAACCCUCUUCCUCCGUGCCCUCACUAUCCGACGCCAACACAUAACCACCAUCACCUCCUCCUCCUCUUCAACCCUACUCUUCUCGCCCCUUUUCCCCCUAAACACCCUCCCAUUCCCCCACCAAACCCAACAACAGCUAGAAAUCAUCGAAUUCGAAACCAUCUCCUCUGACCGAACAUUCGAUCGCAAGUUCCAGCACCGCUAUUUCAUCAUUGUGCCAGGGAGGGAUAUCAGCGAUGUAGAGAUGGAUCUCGGGGGUAAUUUUAGGGAGGUUAGUAUUAGCUGGGUGGAGGAGGAGAGGAGGAAGGGAGAUGAUGGUGGUGGGUGGGGGUUUGUGGGGAGGGAUGAGGUUGUGAGGGAUAGGGUGGGUUGGAGGUGUGAGGAUUGUGGGGUUGGGUAUUGGGUUCGGUUGAUUGGGGUUGGGGAGUGAAUGGAUAGUUCGGAAAAGUGAGGAUGUGGAUGAUUGAGAUGAGGAGGUGGUAACUCCCCCCUUUUUGGCGCGAAAUAAGCGAGAAUUGAACGUGACUUCUUCUCGGGACUGACGAGACGAGGCUUCAAUUCGGCUAGGGAAAGUCGACGGGAAUAAAGUGGAG